UGUGAAGUUGCAUUAUUUUCUUGUAUUCUUUCUCAGCAACGAGAUGAGUCAAAUUAAAUGUUUAAUCAAGAUAAAAGUUAUUCGUCAUUUCUAAGAUUAUUAACUCGAGAAAUUGUUAAGAAGUGCAGAGAGCGAAAGUGGUAUUCUGCCUCGAAAACUGGCAUGCUAUUGCUCCGGGAGAUUAGAAAUGCUUCGUAAAUGACGCCAAAUCGCAAGUAAAUACCGGAUCAGCUGACGAGCUCUGGCAAGUGACAACAGACGGACGAAGCUCAUUGUUCUCGUUCUUGGUUAUGGCGACAAGCAGCUCCGACGGCUCCUGUACAGCACCCGCAGAUUUUCAACUCUCCUCAGAGCUGGAAGACGUUUCGAGUCGUAUUAGCGUAAACUUAUUCAAGUGUCCACUUUGUCACAGCAAUCGACGGGUUUUCUAUUGCAGACGGUGCAUUCAAAAUGGGGAUUUUGUACAUUCGACGUCUGUCUACUCUGAACGCUUUACGGAUAAACAGCUACGGCUGCUUCGGUUGAAAGCUGCACGAUCUCAAUUGGAAGAGAAAUGUUUGAAAGCCUUGGAGAGAUACAAGGAAAAAGAUAAACUAGUAUGUGAGAUAAAUAUGUGCAAUGAACGGGUGAGACUCCUUCAAUCAUUAGUCAAUGAAACUAGACAGAGUAUAAACAGAGGCAAUCAGCAUUUAAAUAUCCUGAAGGAUGUGAAUUCUCAGCUGGCUCUAAGAUUACCCAGGCAUGAAGAGCGGGUGCAAAAAGUACAUAAAUUUGUUACUGGCUUAAUGGUUAAACAAGAAAAACAGGAAGCAGUCGAAAGAAAGAGGCAACAAUUGAAAAAAGUCAUUAGAACUGCUGCCAAGCAAUUAGUUCAAUACAUCUUCCCAUUGUCAGAAGUUCAACCUAGCAGAAGGUAUGGCAUUUUUUUAUGUAGCAGUGAAGAAGAGAGUUCUAGUGCAGAUACAGUGACUUGCGCUUUGGCAGAUGCUUCCGGUACAUCUUACGUGAGAGGAAGGUGGAUUAAUGACGCAGAAAAUAGUUUAGAGUUACAAUAUCGUAUUGUUGCACCUACCUUGCCUGGAACGGGUGAUUACAGUGCUUACUCGCGCUGGGUGACAGAAAAUAAAGAUGGAUUAUCAGAUGGCAACAAAGAAAAUGCGAUGCAUAAUCCAACCUACAAUAUAAGUGCAGCUCUGACUUAUGCUACUCAGCUGGUUAACAUAAUUGCAUACUACGUAAAUGUAAGACUCCCUUACAAACUUGCAUACAGCGAAUUUUGUGGGAGUGAAAUGUCAGACCAGAAGUUUGCAAGAAAAGUAGCGAGACUCAACAGUAACGUUUUACACUUGUGCUUUACCCAAAAUACAAAUGUAGCAGUGUUACAUCCCAUGCACACACUGCAAAAUCUGAUGCAUUUGCUCAAUACGGAAAUCAGCGAUCUCGGAAGAAUCGGGCCAAUAGAGAUUGACCCUGCUGAGGCAGCACAGCUACACAGUCAGCUGAUUCCUGACUUAGAAAAGAGUGAUGAUUCUGCUUCGGAUGAGGAAGAGGAUGCUUUCAAUUGGGAAUGGGAAGCUGUUCCGAACGUUGCUUGCCCAGAAAUGACAGUGCCCAUUCCUGGAGUGACGGUAAGCCAGCAGUCUUCGAGUAUGCACGUGAACCAAAGUGUAGCUGGAGGUUUGAUGACAAGUGCAGCUGCCAGUAUUGCUUCUCUUUGGCGUGGAUGGACGGCGAACAAGUAGGAUGUGUGUUAUCCAGCUUCUACUCUUUUAAUUGUGAUACCGUUCAACAGUGGUAUAGUGUAAAGUGUCAUCUGUGAACGAUGGUGAUAUUAGGGCACCCAUGAUCGAUCGCUAAGAAACUUCCUUAAGAUGUGUAUAUAUACACAAGACAGACAUCUAAUAUUGUUGUACAAUUUAACGAACGAUGAAUUUUCAGUCUUUCAAUACAUUUUUAUAUAUCGAUAAUAAUCUGUGAUUUCGACAUAUUUGACAAAGUGGAUCGGGAUUAUUGAAACCUAUUUACAAGUUUCAUUAUUACAUUGUGACUAGGGCGUGUAUUUGAGAAAGACUUGAUCACUUUGAUACUAUGGGUUCUAAGGAUACAUUCGUUCUUUUUAUUCGGCAAUACAUUGUCGAUUUUCACCCUGAGGUCUAAUUCUUUAGAAAGAACUCACUUUUCUUAUGUCAAGAAACAACGUGCAAUCGGUCACGCUGCAAUAGAUUCAUUACUUAAAGACUAUUCGAGUUAAUUCGUUUGUUUCUCUUAUCGCUAAGUCUUUGGCACACUAACUCAAUCUCUUAGAAACAUAACGAGCGUUUAUGUGAUUCCGGUGUCUCACGACGUACACCGAGCUUUAAUGUAUUUUGUACUGGCAGUCGGAUAAUUUAUAGAUUUGAUACUUGACAAUAUAAUCGACGAUAGGAGAAUUUACCCGUAAACUCUCUGUGCUCUUGUUAAAUAGCUCCCGUGCAAGGGGACGCCUCCGUAGAACACGUUAUUGACGUUUCAGAUCGCAUAUUUAUAAAAAAUGUCGAAUUUUUAAAGGAUUUGUAAGAAAACUGGUUAAGCUUUCUCUGUGUCUUCGCAUGACCCAUUGCGUUGUAAUUUAGGAUAUUAAUUCAGUGUUCGACCAACAUUGUAUAUAAUGAGGUACUCACGAUUGCGCAACGAGCCUCCGCACGUGCGAAGGAUGUAUCUACCGAUAAAUUAGUGUGUACAUUGAAAAGGCGUUCACAUACGUCGACUUAGAUCAAGUUCAAGUUAUUUUUGUACGGUUGCAUAAACUGUGCCGAGUUAAGUUUUUACAAGUACCCGAGACAAGAAUUUAGACACCGUUUAGGGCGAUCAACGUCAUAGGGUUGUUCGUUUGCUAGAUUAGAUAUUUAUUUCAUAAAUGAGUGAAGGAGAAAUGUAUCCGCAUCGAGGAGAUUCUACGUUUCUAAUGCUGGACACACUGUACAAAGAACGGUAAACGAAGGAAUUAUAGCGUU
Orussus abietinus is the source of this 2993-nucleotide messenger RNA. It is a transcript of the gene Atg14, whose product is annotated as beclin 1-associated autophagy-related key regulator. Lineage: Eukaryota; Metazoa; Arthropoda; Insecta; Hymenoptera; Orussidae. Gene Ontology annotation, biological process: cellular response to starvation; mitophagy; autophagosome assembly. Gene Ontology annotation, molecular function: protein binding. Gene Ontology annotation, cellular component: extrinsic component of omegasome membrane; mitochondria-associated endoplasmic reticulum membrane contact site; autophagosome. The transcript has 9 exons. Bases 291 to 1742 code for a protein of 483 amino acids. The record is from RefSeq and is a predicted model, not a curated record.